Aspergillus novofumigatus IBT 16806 is the source of this 1458-nucleotide messenger RNA. RefSeq lists its product as uncharacterized. Lineage: Eukaryota; Fungi; Ascomycota; Eurotiomycetes; Eurotiales; Aspergillaceae. The transcript has 3 exons. The record is from RefSeq and is a predicted model, not a curated record. The coding region runs from base 1 to 1458 and encodes 485 amino acids.
AUGGUGGACAGGAAGGAACUUGUGGUCGAGGAAUCCCCUGAGACCACGCCAUUGCUGCGAAGUGCGGCACCCAUCUUAUCUGCGCAGAAAUGCGGGCAACAUAAACAACUGCUCCGAUGUUUCUUGAACUUGAAGCAGACGAUCUCAAAGACGAAAGGUCUAUUCAAGGCCGAAUAUGUCCACGAAAUGAAAACUGAAUUAGACCCCGUAGCCCGACAGUCCAUGGUGGAGGAACGUCGAUGGUCAAUCUAUGUCUCACGGGCUAUCCAUCGCUUUUCCGUUUGGUGGACUCAUUUACAGGCCCUGAGCCCGCUGGGGCUUGGAUCAAGUCAAUUAUCGGAAAAGCCGUACGGGCAGCAUGGCGGAUGGGCAUGGACAAGGGAUGAGAUGCCUCCAUUAGAUGUUCUGAUGGUCCUCCAUGCAUUGACGCUACAUAAUAAAGCGAUUCCCCUUCAGCUGGCCUCACGAUGUAUCGAUCAGGACAGCCUCACGUAUUGGUGUCCCGAGUCCUGCAGGUCAUACUUCGAGAAUAUGACAAAGUUGGCAUGGGACAAUCUUGGUGACUCGGAUGAUCUUUGUAUCGAAUGCUUUCGAUGUCAAACACAAACCGUUGUGCCGUGGACGACGCGGCGCGGAAAAGGCUUCGCAGAUAAGGGGUUUGUACAAUUGUGCCAAUCGUGCAAGUUUAUCCUCAGAAGAGAUGCUCUUCUUGUUCAGAAGUUCCGUCAGGAUCUACAUCUACUGUUGGAGAAAAAUACUCCACUGCCAGGGACGUGCUGGAGUGUCGAGGAUGGUCAUGGUACUUUGACUCCCAACAAUGCGACAAAUGAGUUCGUGAAACAGUUUUUAGGAAAAUUGUUGCUGGAGGAGACGCGCCCGACCAAUCUUUUCCCAAAUAUGACUCAGAUAAUCGAAGCCAGUACCGAGGCAGUUGGGAGACAAUCUCUACCCAUGCUUCACAAUAUCUUCGAGCACUAUCAGUAUGUGGGAAAUUCUUCCUGUGAUCUGUAUGCCGCUGUAAUGAAAGUGUCAAAGUGGGGAUCAACGAUGCAGAAUGUGGACUGCUCCGAGUCGGAUUUACACUUGUCGCGGAUCCAGACUCAAUACGUUGAUUUCCUGCGAGGGCAAAGCAAGGGAUUAUCAUCACGGCGUCCUGCUGUCGCCAAAAUGGAUCUGAUGGAUCCUCUUAUCUUGUUCUGGAGCACGCAUUUGCUGGCGCCGCGUUCUUACUGCGAAUUUUUCCGGCGCUUUGGCAAUGGCGUGCCAUUGGAUUGGGAGCCACAGCAUAAUUCUACGGCGUGCAACCUAUGCCAUACGCUGAAUCCGCCUUCAUUUGCCCGCCGGUUUAUUCGCGGCCUUGCUUCGCUAUCGGAGUGGAAAGAAUGGCUAUCCACCGUGCAGGAAGUCAUAUCUCUGGUUGCAGCUGGGGCUCUGCCAGGCAGUCAAGUAGAUAAUUGA